GCGCCUUUUCGUAGCCCCGCAAUCAAACGUCGCUCGCGAUCGAACUCGUGCACCCUCGCACUAAAUCGUCGAAAUUUUCACCGACAAACUACGUAAACUCGUGCGAACGCUACAAACAAUUCGCAAAUAAAAAACUAGAAGAAACACGAAGAUUGUUCCUGGAUCUCUCGGUCGAAUCGUGAUCGUUAAACCGAGAAUCUGCGUGAUCGCAACGAAGAUCGAGGAGAAUUUCGAAAGUCGGUGCACCAAGUGCCUUUUUUCUUUCUGUUUUUUCGUUUCGGAGGGGCUCCGUUUUGUCCCGCCCCUCUGGGCGGCUCCUGGCUACCGGAAGUAUCCUCGUCUUGACGGACUUCUUCUCGCAGUACCAGCCAGGUACCGGUCGACAGAAUGUUUUCCUCCUCGAGGCUUUUCCCGCCGAUUUUCUUCGCGGCACUCUUCCUCUGCAUCGGGCUGGCACACGGUAUCAGAUGUUACAAAUGCGGACAGUACAACGAGGGAGUAGGCAGUAUUACGCCAUGCAUCAAUUACACCGCUCACAUGCAUCUGAAGGAAUGUCCAUCGUCGGCCGAGUGGUGCAUCAAAUACGUCAGCGAGGGCUCGACGGUGCGAGACUGUGUCCCGACGUGCGUCGAAAAGGAGGCCUGGAGCACGAGGACGUACUGUUGUCAGCAAGAUGGCUGCAAUUCGGCCCCGUCGUUCGCGUCCAGCAGCUCCAUCGUGAUCGUAGCUGCGUCGAUGGUCCUGCUGGUGGUCGGACGAACACUUCGUGGCUAAUACGUCGCUAGAAGCGACGAGGAACCGCAAACGGAAGCACCGGGAUCCAUCUAACGCGAACAAGGUCGGAGGAACGUUGCAUCGCGCGCUAUACCAUUCAAUCUGGCCACCUUGUUGCUGACUGGAUGCUGACUGGUCGAUAGUUGUCGCUCAUGUAUCGACAGAACCGAUUUCCAUUCACCUUUUCUACAUCUCGUCUUUCCUUCUCUCACGUUUCUCGAUGGACGGCAGUUUUGUGUUUCAUUUUCUGUUCCGUGAAAUUAUCUUUGAUAUUCUAUGAGUUCUUGAAUUUUAACCUCAUGGCAGUCUUGAAUUUUAACCUCAUGGCAGUCUUGAAUUUUAACCUCCAGGGCUUUGAAUUUUAUGGGGACUUCGUGAAAUCCUUGAAUCGAACAUGAAGAACUUUCUCAUGAGCUUUUAAUUUUUAAUAAUUAAAUUGACAUGUAACUACUGUAUUGUCUAGAAUUUUAAACUUGCAAAUUUUUUAGCGAGUGUCAUACAAAUUUCUAAUUUCCUUUUUGCUCGAAAUUUGAAAUCAGAGUUUGUUCGAUACAAUAAAGUACUGAAAUUAAUAACAAUAGAUUGGAAACCCAAUUCCAAUAUUGGAAGAUGUAUAAAAGUCAUUUCUCUCUGUGACCACCGUUUUUAGGGUUGUCGAUACGCUCCAUUACUCAACGAAGGAAUAAUUUUUCAUGGGGAGCUUACACCGCGGAUCGAUUUCUUUUCACCAAUUUCUACCAGUCAGCUUUCUGUCCGUCGGUGACACUCGCCACUUCAGCGUCCUCGAAUACAAUUUAUUCGAGAACUUUCACUCUUUGACCCCAUAUUUGUCGUUUGCACGUAAGGGUGCGAUGAUUUCACAUUUUUUCGAAGAAACAUUUUUAUUUAAAAUUUGCCUUUAAACACCUACUUUAAAUAUUGCCUUUA
Messenger RNA from Megachile rotundata (alfalfa leafcutting bee), 1701 nucleotides. Its product is annotated as toxin 3FTx-Lei1. Lineage: Eukaryota; Metazoa; Arthropoda; Insecta; Hymenoptera; Megachilidae. The record is from RefSeq and is a predicted model, not a curated record.